AUGUUUGCGUUUAAGUCUAAUAUAAAAAAGAGAAAGUGUAAGUUAAAUGAAAAUGAAAUUAUAAAUAAACCUAUCAACAAAAUAUCAGAAAAUAUAAAUCAAUUAGAAAACAAAGAAGAUUUAAGUUUACAUCAAACAGAGAUAGUCGAUUUAGAUUAUUUAAAUAAUUUUAUCAACUUUUACGAAAAAGGAGAUACUUUUUUUGAAAAUGACAAAUCGAAUAAAAAAAUGGACAAAUUUGAAAACGAAAGUGUAUGCGAUACAGAAAGUAUAAAAAAGUUAGAUACAGAAUCUUUAGAGAAUAAAAUAUAUUUAUCUGAGAUUAACGUCUCGUCACCACGACCACAAAAUAGCCCUGUUUCAAAAUUAAAAAAAUUGCCUUACAUUAAAUAUGAUAUUAACUCUUCAGAUAUACAUUGCCUAAUUAUUAAAGAUCAAAUAAAAAUAGAUCAAAACGAAAUUAACACUGAAUUGUACGUGAAAAGACUUGAAAUUUGGAUGUUGCUGUUUUAUGAACUAUUUUUAGUAUUGCUUUUUAUAAAUUAG
Vairimorpha ceranae is the source of this 546-nucleotide messenger RNA. RefSeq lists its product as hypothetical. Lineage: Eukaryota; Fungi; Microsporidia; Nosematidae. The coding region runs from base 1 to 546 and encodes 181 amino acids. The record is from RefSeq and is a predicted model, not a curated record. The transcript has a single exon.